AUGAGCGUGUUUACAGUCUAUCGUGGUCAACGUUGCUCGCCAGAGGAACUGGAGCGAAUUGGUGGCGGCAUCGGUUUCAUAGCUACUAAUGGGUUUCUCUCGACUACACUUAACAGAAGGUUGGCUGAAACUUUUGCCGGAUCUGCAAAUGACCCUCAAGAUGACGAUUCUGUUGCAGUUCUCUUUGAAAUUACGGUUGACUUGAAUCAGAUCUCAUCGACUGUCUUAGCGUACAUUUCGCACUUGGGCAAUUUAGACAAGGAAGAAGACGACGAAGAAGACAACGAAGAAGAAGUUCUGUUUGGACUGGGCGCUCGAUUCAAAAGGGAAGGCAGGUGUGUACAGGAUGAAGAGGGCCGAUGGAUCGUUAAAAUGCAGGCAACAGAUCGCGGACAGGAGAUUGCUAGCGACUAUGUAUCUCACUGGCUAACUGAAAUGUCAAACUUCUCAUCACCGUCGUCGCUACACUCCACUUCCCUCAAAAUGAUUCUAUCUCAACUGCUGAUAGAAAUGGGCAAGUACGAGAAAGCGAUUAAAUUUUUAGAUCUGAUUCUGCCUACAACAGAUGAAGAACGAGCAAAUCGCUGCUUUGGUUUGGCGGAUGCGAAACUAUCGUGCUUCGAGGAUCAAGACAGACUUACAGCAGUGGGCGAAGCAGUCGCCUUACUAACUGAAGCACUCGGUUUAUUUGUUUCAUCAAAGAAUCAGCUGGGAGCUGCCAAUACUCAACGACGAUUGGCGGACGCCUUUGUAUUGAGGGAGGAGUACAAACUGGCUAAGGACAACUAUCACCAAGCACAUCGGAUCUACAGUGAGAUUCGCGGACAAGAAGCCAAUAUCGCAAGCUGUAUAAAUGGUCUAGGUGAUGUGUACUUGGGAGAGAAAAGUUAUGAGCAGGCUGGAAAACUAUACCAAGAUGCACUAAAGAAACGUCGUCAGUGUUUGCCCGAUGAACAUCCGGCAAUCGCAAGAAGUUACUACAGUUUAGGAAGGUACUAUUAUUUCAAGGGAAAUAAUGAAGAGAACGCACGGACGAUGGUCAAAGAAGCUAUGGUGCGAAAGAGGAAAAUCUAUCCACCAGAGCAUCCGUCUAUUCUGCGCAAUACUCGUUUCCUGAAAACAGUUUUAGCCGCAGAGAAAGCAGCACGUAAUUAA
This is a messenger RNA of Didymodactylos carnosus, 1155 nucleotides long. The record is from the annotation of a GenBank genome assembly. Lineage: Eukaryota; Metazoa; Rotifera; Eurotatoria; Philodinida; Philodinidae.